This is a messenger RNA of Hyaloscypha bicolor E, 2226 nucleotides long. RefSeq names its product acyl-CoA oxidase. The transcript is spliced from 4 exons. The record is from RefSeq and is a predicted model, not a curated record. Gene Ontology annotation, molecular function: acyl-CoA oxidase activity; fatty acid binding; FAD binding. Lineage: Eukaryota; Fungi; Ascomycota; Leotiomycetes; Helotiales; Hyaloscyphaceae. The coding region runs from base 1 to 2040 and encodes 679 amino acids. Gene Ontology annotation, biological process: lipid homeostasis; fatty acid beta-oxidation using acyl-CoA oxidase. Gene Ontology annotation, cellular component: peroxisome.
AUGACAAACCGCAACGUCCAAGCCAUGGACGAGGCACGACGAAGCGCAAGCUUCGACUCAAAGAAGAUGGCCGAGGCCAUCUACGGAAGAGAAGAACACAACCGCCACAUUACAGCUUUCCAACGGGUUGAGCAAGCCCUUGACACCGCGGACAACAUGAAGCUCCCCCCUUGUUACCGCGACAUGAAUCGGCAAGAGCUCCUUCUCGAGGGUCUCCGGACCGGAAAGGUCGUGUACGAAGAUGGUGUAGACAACAACUGCGGUGUCUUCGAAUAUGUCACACAUCACGGCAGCCUCGCGAAUGCUAGCCCCUUCGGUCUGAUGCGCUUCCUGUUCAUCCCUCCCGUCAAGCAGCUGGGCACAGACGAGCAAAUCGCUCAAUGGGUCCCACUCGCCGAAGCAGGAAAGAUCAUUGGCUCGUACACGCAGACUGAGCUUGGCCAUGGUACUCAAGUUCGAGGCAUUGAGACAACUGCUACCUUCGACAAGGAGACGGAUGAGUUUGUAAUCCAUUCUCCAACCUUGAGCUCGACUAAAUACUGGCCUGGAGGGCUGGGUGUUGUCUCGACGCAUACGCUUCUGAUGGCGAGAAUGAUUCUUGAUGGGAAGGAUCUCGGUGUUCAUGCUUUCAUCAUGCAGAUUCGGUCAUUGGAUAACUUCAAGCCACUGCCUGGUAUUGAACUUGGUGACAUUGGUAUGAAGAUGGCAUACAACGGCACUGACAACGGCUAUGCAAUCUUCAAUCACGUCCGUAUCCCGCGCACAAAUCUCCUGAUGCGUCACUGCCAGGUGGCCAGAGACGGAUCGUACACUUCAAACCCCCUCCGGCAGAAGCUGGCAUUUGGAGGCAUGCUCAGUGGUCGCGGCAUCAUCGCCCGCGCUGCUACCUUCCAGCUCGCUCAAGCUUUGACAAUCACCACUCGGUACUCGGUCAUUCGUCAACAAGGUACCCUCUCCCCUCUUGGGGAACCAACUGCGAUCAUAGCCUACAAGCAUCAACACUCGCGGCUCCUCUCCCUCAUCGCAAAAUCAUACAUUAGUCUCCUGGCCUGGAAGAGCGCUAACGCUGCCUCCGCUGACCUCAAAUCCCGCCAGGAGAGAGGCGAUCAUAGCACACUGCCAUAUAUCCACAUGCUGAUGUGUGGCUUGAAGGCAUGGUCUACUCAAACAGCAGCUGACGGCGCCGAAGAAGCUAGGAAGAUGUGCGGCGGCUAUGGAUACCUAGCUAUCUCUGGCUUCCCGGAAAUCGCCGCGUCUGUCACCGCGACCUGUACUUUCGAGGGUGAGAACUUCGUUGCAAAGUACUUGCUCAAGGGCUUCGAUGCGAAGAAGCUUCCGGCGGAUAUGGCAUACAUGAGCGAAUACGAGACUGUUGCCGAGGACAAGGAAGUAUGCUGUGCGGCGGGAGAGGAUUUGCUCGCGCAUGAUGCGUUGCAGGAGAUCUUUGACUAUCGGGCUGCGACGUCGGCGCGUGAGGUGCACGAGGCGGUCAAGGCUUCCGAACGAGCUGGCAAGUCGCGACUCGAGGCGGAGAACACGCAUGCGCUGCAGCUCCAUGUCGCGGCACGAGCACACAUCGAAAGAUUCAUCCUGUCUGCUGCAGUUUGGCAACUCAACUGCCUGCCUGCCGCCACCCCGAGCGCCAUCAAGACUGUUCUUGGUAGACUCAUCUCUCUGUUCGGUUUGACGGCCAUCGCGAGCCCACUUGAACCGUUUGCGUCCUCGUUUCUUGGCUACGGCUAUAUCACUAGCUCCCACCUCAAGGAUAUGCAGAAGCAGAUCGAUGACUUGCUGGAGGUCUUGCUGCCGGAUGCGAUUGCGCUGACUGAUGCUUGGUCCUUCUCGGAUGCGAGUCUGGCUAGUGCGCUUGGAUGUGCUGAUGGCGAUAUCUGUGCGCGGCUCUUGGCCUGGACUAGACAGUUGCCCAUCAAUGUCGAGGCUGCGAAGAAUGGUGGCGUGUUCAAGAAGGGUUGGGAGGAGAACAUUCGUCCGUUCUUGAACCGGGACCUGUCGCAUCUCGACGUCAAGGCCAAGUUGUAAAAAUUUUUUGGCGUUGUUGGGUGCAUGGUUCGCUUUGCUGGGUUUGAUCUGCGGAGUUUGCUUUGCAUGGGAGUUGAAAUGUUUGCAUGCGUUGAUGGAGGAUGUCCCUUGCUACGUACGUAUGAGCUCCGAUAGAUCGCUCCACGAGGAGAGUAAUAGCUGAUAACUAAUUGCCAUGACUCAACC